Scomber japonicus (chub mackerel) is the source of this 5956-nucleotide messenger RNA. RefSeq names its product nuclear receptor subfamily 1, group H, member 3 (gene nr1h3). The transcript has 11 exons. NCBI's taxonomy places the organism in Eukaryota, Metazoa, Chordata, Actinopteri, Scombriformes, Scombridae. The record is from RefSeq and is a predicted model, not a curated record. Gene Ontology annotation, biological process: positive regulation of transcription by RNA polymerase II; negative regulation of transcription by RNA polymerase II; lipid metabolic process. The coding region runs from base 407 to 1798 and encodes 463 amino acids. Gene Ontology annotation, molecular function: zinc ion binding; RNA polymerase II cis-regulatory region sequence-specific DNA binding; nuclear receptor activity.
CCCGCUGCAUCACAUGACAACCCUCCGCUGGCCUGCUGGAGCUAACAUGCUAUCCCCCUCUGCUGUCAACAACCACGAAGAAGUGACGGGAAUAAACCUCAACUGAACUCCUCCAAGUGUAAACCCUCCACCUGUACCCUGGGCAUUGCAGAGAAAGGGACUCGUCUCCUUUUCCUACUUCACUCUCUUCAAGACAUCAAGUCAUUAAACUUUCGCUCAAUAAGUCACAGAGGUUUUGGCAUCAUCCUCGAGGCUCAUCAGUUUAAGCAAGUCCUCCAUCAGCGCCGGGAUAUCGACAGACUGAGGUUGUGGACUCAUGGGCAAGAUGAAUAGGCGAUAAAUAAGACAUCAAACUUCAGAGGUAAGGUACACGUUGAUUUCGUAAUGACAAGCUGCUGUGCAGAAGAUGUCCACGCUGCCUGUGACUGAUAUCCCAGAUGUUGGUCAUGAUGAGAGUAAGGUGUUUGACGGGGCAGAGCUGCAGCUGGACUGCAUGGUUGAGGAGAGCGCUGGAAGCACCACAAUGAAGCACGAAAGCUUGCUGUCGCUGGCUGACCUGUCCCAGCCAGACGACUUCCCCGUGCACCCUCAUAAUGGCCCUUCACUGACCGAGAUGAGCAGCACUCUGCCGGUGGAGCCCAGUGAUAUCAAACUCGAUCCGGCUGCAUGCGACAUAUCCGCCAGCAUAGAUGGUCAGCCGGUAAAGAGAAAGAAGGGUCCUGCUCCGAAGAUGCUGGGUAAUGAAGUGUGCAGUGUAUGUGGUGACAAGGCCUCUGGUUUCCACUACAACGUGCUAAGCUGUGAGGGCUGCAAGGGCUUCUUUCGACGCAGUGUCAUUAAGAGCGCCCAGUACUCCUGCAAGAACAACGGCCGCUGUGAAAUGGACAUGUACAUGCGCCGCAAGUGCCAGCAGUGCCGCCUGCGCAAGUGUCGGGAGGCGGGCAUGCUGGAGCAGUGUGUGCUCUCCGAGGAGCAAAUCAGACUGAAGAAGAUGAAGAAGCAGCACGACGAGGAAUCGGCCCGGACGUCCACCGUGGUCACCCCCACCCCUCCACAGGAAGUAGCCGCACUGGAUCCACAACAGCAGGAGAUGAUCGAGAAGCUGGUGGCUAUGCAGAAGCAAUGCAACAAGAGGUCCUUCCUUGACCGACCAAAAGUGACGCCGUGGCCACAGAGUCAGGACUUACAGAACAGAGAAGUGCGUCAGCAGCGUUUCGCCCACUUCACUGAGCUGGCAAUCAUGUCAGUGCAGGAGAUCGUGGAUUUUGCUAAGCAGCUUCCUGGAUUCCUCGAGCUCACAAGAGAGGAUCAGAUUGCUCUGCUGAAGACGUCUACCAUUGAGAUUAUGCUGCUGGAGACUUCUCGGAGAUACAACCCUGCCAUCGAUAGCAUUACAUUUCUAAAGGAUUUCAGCUAUAAUAAGGAGGAUUUCGCGAAAGCAGGGCUUCAGUUUGAGUUCAUUAACCCCAUCUUUGAGUUUUCAAAAGGCAUGAACGACCUGCAGCUGGACGAGGCAGAAUACGCCCUGCUAAUUGCUAUCAACAUAUUCUCUGCAGAUCGGCCUAAUGUGCAGGAUCAUGAUCUCGUGGAGAGGCUGCAACAACCGUAUGUGGACGCUCUGCGCUCUUACAUCAUGAUAAAGAGACCAAAUGAUCACUUGAUGUUCCCCCGUAUGCUGAUGAAGCUGGUGAGCCUUCGCACACUAAGUAGCGUCCACUCGGAGCAGGUUUUUGCCCUUCGCCUACAGGACAAGAAGCUCCCCCCGCUGCUCUCCGAAAUCUGGGACGUCAACGAGUGACUGCAAACCUGAUGUCACACUCCGUGGCUUUUUGAAGCCUGAGACAGACAUGGUUAUCCAGCAGGAACACUGACUUCUCUCUGCCCAUCUGGUCAUGGAUUGGUUCUAGGGUUAAGUUGUUUUUUUUUUUUUGUUUUUUUUUUGUGAGAGGAGAGCCUUUAUUGCUCUCAAACAAGACUGCUUAAAUGGUUUUGUGUUCAUAAGGAGAAACAUGAACACCUAGUUUUUCUUUGAGCCUUUUGUUGUUCUUCCUUUUGUGUUGAUGCUGACAUGAUUGUGACAAUAUUAAAUACCAGCAUCGGGCUCUUUAGCCAGUUAUCUCUGAUUUAAUACCUGUUUUGAAAGUCAAUCUCUAGUGCAGUUGUAAACUCAUCCUCUAACAAUUUAAAUCAGAAAGCUCUGAGCAGGUUUUUAGCUGUCGCCGUCUCAAAACGUGAGGAUUACAAGUUGCACAUUUGGUCGAAAAAAUAGCGGUUUUUAUUUUGCAGUCGUGCAAUAGGUGGAUUGGAAGCAGUCGGGCUCGAGCAGACCCGCAUCUGCUGUUCACUUUAUUCAUGUUGAGAUAAACGGUAGGCCAUCAGAUUGGUAUUGUGCAUUGUGACGUGGCAACUAAAAGUUUUUGUUCAUUUUUUGAAGUUAGUGCAGAAAUCAAAAGAUUGGUGUAGUUGCUCAGGUAAAGUAAUGUGAAGUAGACCUCUGGGAAUUAGCGGCAUCUUUAAUUUCUAUUAGAUUACUCGCGUUUUCUUCCAAGUGCAUAAGGGACCCUUUUGGUCUUUAAUAGAUGCCCAUAAACUUUUAUGUAAAUUGUAUAUUUAUUUUCACAAGAAAAAUGUAUAGAGCGCACACAUAAAAAGUAUCCACGACAUUGUACAAUCACAUACUAACGCACAAGAAGGUAAUAGUCUGCAAGAGCUGAUGGAAGAGGGAGCGGCACAGGGCGCGCAUUUACAGGAAAUGGUGAUGUGACUUAAACUUUUUUUUUUUUUUUUUUUUUUUUUUUUAAACGCAGCACAUUGCUUCUUUGGAAGGGAUGGUACUGAUGUGUCAUGAAAUUCCAUGUAAAGAUGAAAUAUUUUUUAAAAAGAAGAAGAGGAAGAAAUCAAGCUACCAUUUAUGACGCCCUCUUUUCAAAUGAAUAAAACCCUAAGUUGACAAAGUUGUAAUUUUUAAAUUAGUUCAGAAAUGAUUGCUCCAGCUAACGUCCACAUAGUCACGAUUGUGUGAAAUCUACUUAUUUCAUUACAUAGCAGUACAGCUAUUUUCUUUAGGGGAUUUUGAUUUGUGAUUUUUAUCACUAGCAUUUAGAGGUGUGAGACAUGUAUGAAUUAUGUACAUAUAGUCUGAGCAGGAUAUAAAUAUCACAAUCUUUUAUUUUUUAUAAUAUACUUUAUGAAUGAUACUGAUGAAAAAAACAAUGUAUACCUGAAUAUCCAUUGGAAAACUAACUUGAUCUAAAGGUCUACCAUUGUCUGAGUAUUUUGCUUGGUCAAAUACUCAACACCAACAGCUUUAACUGGUCAGAUUUUGGGAAGCCAAUUUGCCAAAAUUGAUACUAACAGGGAGCAGAGAACAACAGGAAUGAGUAGAAACAUUUAAAAGAAAUCGUAGUGAACUUUAUUACUACAGAAAUCCAGAUGUUUAUUUUCAUGCUGUACUUAACAUGCUUUCUCCUGUGCAGCGUGGACUUGAAAUGCUGCAUAAAGGACGAUAAAGGAAUGUCAAUGUAAAAUCAUCAUUGUGCAGUUUAUUUCAUCUUCAUACUCUAUUUGUUUUUAGUGGGUUGCAGUUACCUCAGGAGGGCUGAAAACUGAACAAUACAUCACCCCUGUUGUUGCAGUCUGAUUUUUGAAGUAGCGGUCCCUUUAUUAACCAUACGCGUAGCUAUUUACAGCUGACGCCAUCGAACAACGACCAUAACCAUUGAUGUAAACUGUUUGCCCUGUUUGAAAACAACCUGCUCCAACCAUUUCAGCUUUUCUUUUUCACCACUGGCACAUGGUCUUAUUUCACAGCACCACUCGAUAUCAAACAUUAUACAUCAUUGUGAUACUUUUUAUAUAAUUUUAAACUACAGUUCCUAAUGGUUUUUAAUUAAUAACAAUAAUAAUAAUAAUAAUAAUAAACACUUAACAGCUGAAAUGAUAGAUUGAUUAUUCACAUGAGCACUGAUAUACUGUACAAGUACCCACGUCUCACAGUAACACAGGCACAGCUGGUGUCCUUCUCAAUUAUAUUAACAGGCGGGCCUGGUUUUGAUUUGAUAUAUAAGAUAAUUCUGUCCAAAAGCGCUCAGUGAUUGGAUGUAAUGUGUUUCAGGAAUAUGAAUGUUAGACUUGGGAGUCUCUUUUUUUUUUCUUACUUUUCCAUUAACCUGAUGUAUUACUUUUUGUUUUUGUUUUUUCUGUUUAACUUAAUCAGCUGUUAUGAUCUUCCAAAUGGUCAAAACAUAUUUUUGCAUAAUAGUCUUUUUUCCACAACAGACGUUCUGACGCGUCAUAGUAUGAAAAGCACAGGUGUUACUAAUGUCAUUAAUGAUGACUCUGCUCUGUUCAGGUGCCACAGUGAGUCAGCAUUUAUAACAGCAGGACUCCUAAAACAGAAGCAGCUAAAUGGAGUACAGACAUCAUUAUGAUUUUUUUAUGUACAGCUGUGUUUUUUCCUACUAUGACAUGUCUGAAUGUCUGUCUGUGAGAAACAUCUGUUGUUUUAUACCUCUGUCCAUCGCACAGGGCAGGAGGAGUGUGUGUGUGUGUGUGUGUGUGUGUGUGUGUGUCUUUGAAACCCAGACUUAACAUAAGAUCAAGGGAAUACAGCAGUGCUUACUAACACAACUCUUAUUCAUGGUAAAAGCAUUCAUUGGUGAGUUAACCUCUGAGGUUGUGUUUGCCAAUUUAAUCAAAUGAUGAUAUGUAAAUUAGAUUUUCAUGUUUUUGUGGUGUUUUGAUUAAACGGUCAAUUUCUUUUUCUAAAUCAAGCAGUGGACCAUAAUUCACUGCUUCUGGUUGGCUCUGAUUUGAAUGUAUAUUGACUUCAUCCAAAUGUGACAUCUCAAUGUGCAAAAUGCAUUGAGCUCCACCUAUUGAUGGUAGGUUUUCCCUCCACACUCUGUACUUUGUCAGUCAUCACAGCAACAAUGGUUACCAAAGUGUUUUUUUUUCCAACACCUGACAAAGUCCUCAAACACAUAUUUUAUUCUGGACUAUUUUUGAGUAAUGCAGAAGCUACAUGAAAUGCUGCAGUUGCGCUCUCUUUUCUUAGCUGUAUUAUUUUUAAAUUUGCUUGAACAUCAAACUUAAUAAGUGUAACACUCAAAAGUAUAACAGAUCUUCCUGAUGCACUUACAGUUACCACAAGCAGGAACAAGUACAGACAGACAGACAGAAGUCAACAGAGGAAAAAACAUUUGCUGACCACACAUUGAAGCCUUUUACCUUCCCUCUCAAAAUCGAUUCACUUUUUGAAAUGAUGCUCUAAAAAUAAUUUUGAUAUUGAUUUCUCUUAUGCCGCUCCAACCUCGUGGUAAUGUCUUUUAAUGGUGUUUUUUUUUGUUUUUUUUUUUAUGACCAAUGCACCGACGUAAUAAUAAUAAGCAUAUUAGUACAAGAGUGUGCAGAAGACUGGUGAUUUUAAGUUGCAUCUGAAACAAAUCACUUUCUUUCUUUUUUUUGGGUCCCUUUGCAAUGAAAUGAAAAGGUUGCUUUUGCUUUUCUGCUUGCUGAGGUGUCACUAACCAUAGCUGUAAAUUCAAACUUCUUGUAAUAUUGGGAUGAGUUUAUCCAACAUGCCCCAAACCCAAUCACAGGUCAAUCUACAGAAGGAAUUUGAUGGAACUUGGUUUUUUUUUUUUUUUUUUUUUUUUUUUUUUUACAUGUACUCAAAUCACACAAACAGGUACACAGUAAAAAAGAAAAGAAAAAAGAAAGCACCAGUUGUUUGCUUAAUGUACAUGUUUUGUUUUAAUGCUGUAGGUAUCAAGGUUAAUUGUGCUGUACAUAAAUUGUCAUCUCUGAUCUCAUUUGAUUCCUCCGUCUUCAAAAGGUUGACACUGUAAAACAUUAUUAUUGAUACAUAGAAAUGCAAAAACCUAUUUUAAUACUUGUAACUGCUGAAGACCUUCUGUUUUGUAUGUACAGUAAAUUAAAAGCUGUCGUGCUAAUA